Messenger RNA from Amaranthus tricolor (Joseph's coat), 981 nucleotides. Its product is annotated as molybdopterin synthase sulfur carrier subunit. The coding region runs from base 481 to 789 and encodes 102 amino acids. The transcript has 3 exons. Gene Ontology annotation, biological process: Mo-molybdopterin cofactor biosynthetic process. The record is from RefSeq and is a predicted model, not a curated record. Gene Ontology annotation, cellular component: cytosol. NCBI's taxonomy places the organism in Eukaryota, Viridiplantae, Streptophyta, Magnoliopsida, Caryophyllales, Amaranthaceae.
UAAAUCUACCUUGGGCCUUUGGAAAUCACGUCUUCAUUCUUGCUGGCCGUCAUCUACAUUCUACUCAUCUUGCUUCUUGAAUCUUCUUCUUCAAGCAGACUCCCAUCUUCUUCAAUCUUGCGCCCGUCAUCUUGCUUCUUCUUCACCAUUCACGUUGAGACGUCGACAAGAAUCCAGACCACUGCCAUUCUUCUUCUUCACCGUUUUUAAUUGGAUUGUUAUUGUAUGAUAUAGAAUUUAAGGAAUAAUUUUGGAAUUUUAGGCUCAAUCAAGGAGGAAGGAGUUGCGGAGUCAGACUAAAGUGGUUCCAAUCAGCCUAGAUCAAGUCAGUAAUGCUUAUUCAUGUUGAUUUGUAAUUUGAAUUCAGAGUUCAGAUAUUGAGUCCAAGCUUUCAUGUUCUAUCCUUUCACCAUUUUCUAGUGGCAGUUUGGGGUUCAACAUAGUUUCCUACAUUUUGGCCAAUUUGGGCUAUUCAACAAGAUGGCACUGACCGACCAAGUUGAAAAUCAAGGGAACUGUUAUGAAAGUGAUGAAAAGUCACUAAUUGAACUGAAGGUGUUGUUUUUCGCCAGAGCUCGGGAUUUGACUGGAUUAGCUGAUAUGCCAUUGGAGGUAACCUCUGGUAGCACAGCUCGUGAUUGUUUAGAUAAGAUUGUUGCUCUGUUUCCAGGACUCGAAGAUUUAAGAGGGUGUAUGGUACUGGCUUUGAACGAGGAGUAUGCAUCUGAAUUAGCUAUCGUUAAGCAUAGGGAUGAACUAGCCAUCAUACCACCGAUAAGCGGAGGGUAAUAACUUAAGUUCAAAUUGUCUUUUUAUACCCUUUUUAACCUUAUGAUGUACUUCAAGCCUUCAUAUGUAUAAUAAUAAUGAAGUAGAAUAAAUGAGAAAAAAUAAUUAAUUGUCCAGUGUAAUAUAUAAGCUAUAGACUGGUGGAUUUGUUUAUACCGAACUGUACAAACAUAUGCACGCUACUGUUAAUCU